AUGGGUAUCAGCAUGGGUUGCUGUCAGACUGGACCUCCAGCAGGCGAAAAUGCUCGCUCUGCGAGUGGCUCCGCGAGCAAUCUGUCACAGUUGGAGGACGUCGACGCUGUUGUGGCGGUGACGCAGGCCAGUGUGAACGCCACAAUGAUGAUGUACCUGUCUAAGGCCUCGCUGCCAGAAGUCAUCAAGUGCUAUGCCUACAAGCCUCAUUCCAAGGGUGAGAUCGUGGAGGUCGACUACAAGACCCUCGUGGAUCAGGCCGGUGGUUCGGACCCCUUCAACUUGACCGACGGUGCGGACCAAACAGACAAGAACGUGCUCAACUUGGCCAAAGUCAACUUUGUUGGAGCCUUCAAGGCCAAGGGCGGCCUGCCAAGAAUACCGCUGGCCCAUCUACCGUCCAUAGUCACGCUGGGCGAGCAUUCGGACAGUCGGGUCUCCUUCAACUUGACGACGUCCGAAUUCCAGAUAUGUGGCAUCACAUACGCUGGCUUCAACCAAGCUGUGGCGAUCAACAAGUUCCAACCUUCAGGUGCCAGUGCGAAAACCGCAUGGUACUACAACUUUUUGGUGGACCUCACCUUGAACACUAUCGACCCCAACGCGACAGUCCCGGACGCUGUCCAAGCACGCAUGAAGCAGUUCAUAGAAAAGUUUGGCCCUAGGUCUUUCAGCAUGAGCCAGCUUUUCCUAGAUCUGGAGACAGCCUCGCUUGUGGCCAAUCCGGUGAUAAAGGGCGUCAGCGACAACAGCGACUUCGCCCCAGCCUGGGCGAUGAUGUCUAAGGUCUUCACAGGAGCUUACUUCAGCCAAUUGCGCAAGACUGGCAGCCCCAUCCUUGGCUACUCCGUCACAUCGAAGGUUGACCCGAAUCCGUCCGCUACGGUUGCAUUCAGGUCACUGGCCUUUUCCACGGCACCAUACCGGCUCGGCGGCCACAAUGCUCAUAACCCAGCUUCUUGCUUGGCAUAUAAUCUCUCCACAAGAAAAACGCCUCCUAGCAUUGAGGUUUUUCCGUGGAACUGGGUGGACGCCGAUGACGUCAGCCAAAUAUCAGGAGUCCUGUCAGUGCGACGCAGCUUUAUAGCGAGCUACCUCACGCAGAUUACGGCGAAGCCCUGUCAAGUGCUUUGCUUGGAGACCUCGUGCACAACACAUCAUAGUGGAAUGGAAUUCUACAUAUCGACUGGAAUUGUCUGGUCGCAUCAUCCAGCCCAUUUCGUCGCCCUGGACAGCCCAACACCAGCAUGGGGAGGGGGUUUGACGACUCACACCUUAUCCUUCAACCAUAUAGCCAAAGACCAGUCGCACAACUCAAUGGACAGUGUGUACAUCUACAUGGACUUCAACUAUCACCUGGAGGGGUCGAUCGUUGUCAAGGGAAGCCAGAUUGUGAUUACUGUGAUAGCAAAGGUUGCAAUGGGCUUUCACCACCAUGAGACGUGGGCUCACUACACCGACCUGCCAUUGAAGUGCUACUACUGGAAGAGAAAGGUCAUCACAUUUGACUUGGCGGUCAGCGAUGAUGCCAAGCUCACCGCGACUGAAACACAUGUCACCCACAACGACGCUCCGGCUUGGGACUUCCAUGGAAAGGGCAUUGAGGGUGUUUCUGGCCUCGAGAAUACUCUGAAACAUGGCUUGUCAGAUGCUCAGGGCAAGGUGGACAACAUUCUCGACACUGCAUUCGAGACUUUUACAUCGGACCUGUCAGACAACUUCAACCAGUAUCAUCAGUGGGUCUUUCCCGGUGCCGACUCCUUCCUCAUGUCUCACGUCUUCUUCUCCGACAGCGGUGACCUAGUGACUCAGCUGAGGUAUGCGAGCCCAAGCAUGCGCGCUUCCAUCGAGGACGCGAGCCGCAUGAUCUCGCCUACGGUGUGUUGA
Symbiodinium sp. CCMP2592 is the source of this 1887-nucleotide messenger RNA. The record is from the annotation of a GenBank genome assembly. NCBI's taxonomy places the organism in Eukaryota, Dinophyceae, Suessiales, Symbiodiniaceae.